GGCAGACAUGUGGCCUGGGUUCCGGGACGUGGACGCGGGCUGCCAGGCCCUGUGACCGGAGGACCCCGAGCCCCGGCCGGGGAAGGGGCCAUGGUGCAGCCUGGCCGACAUGUCAGCCGAAGUGCGGCUGAAGCGGCUCCAACAGCUGGUGCUGGACCCCGGCUUCCUGGGGCUGGAGCCCCUGCUCGACCUUCUCCUGGGCGUCCACCAGGAGCUGGGCGCCUCAGAGCUGGCCCAGGACAAGUACGUGGUGGACUUCCUGCGGUGGGCGGAGCCCAUUGCGGCGAGGCUUAAGGAGGUCCGGCUGCAGAGGGAUGACUUUGAGAUUCUGAAGGUGAUCGGGCGCGGGGCGUUCAGCGAGGUAGCGGUGGUGAAGAUGAGGCAGACGGGUCAGGUGUAUGCCAUGAAGAUCAUGAAUAAAUGGGACAUGCUGAAGAGGGGCGAGGUGUCAUGCUUCCGGGAAGAGCGGGAUGUGUUGGUGAACGGGGACCGGCGCUGGAUCACACAGCUGCACUUCGCCUUCCAGGACGAGAACUACCUGUACCUGGUCAUGGAGUACUACGUGGGUGGGGACCUGCUAACGCUGCUGAGCAAGUUUGGGGAGCGGAUCCCAGCCGAGAUGGCGCGCUUCUACCUUGCGGAGAUCGUCAUGGCCAUAGACUCGGUGCACCGGCUGGGCUAUGUGCACAGGGACAUAAAACCCGACAACAUCUUACUGGACCGAUGUGGCCACAUUCGACUGGCUGACUUCGGCUCCUGUCUCAAGCUGCGGGCGGAUGGAACGGUGAGGUCGCUGGUCGCCGUGGGCACUCCAGACUACCUGUCCCCCGAGAUUCUGCAAGCCGUGGGAGGCGCGCCGGGGACUGGCAGCUAUGGGCCUGAAUGUGACUGGUGGGCACUGGGUGUGUUUGCCUAUGAAAUGUUCUAUGGGCAGACGCCCUUCUAUGCCGAUUCCACGGCAGAGACCUAUGGCAAGAUCGUCCACUACAAGGAGCACCUGUCUCUGCCACUGGCUGACACAGGCGUCCCCGAGGAGGCCCGAGACCUCAUCCAGGGGCUGCUGUGCCCCGCUGAGGUCCGGCUAGGCCGGGGUGGAGCAGAUGACUUCCGCAAGCAUCCUUUCUUCUUUGGCCUGGAUUGGGAGGGGCUUGGGGACAGCGUGCCGCCCUUCACACCGGACUUUGAGGGUGCCACAGACACGUGCAACUUCGACGUGGUGGAGGAUGGGCUCACUGCCAUGGUGAGCGGGGGAGGGGAGACGCUGUCAGACAUGCAGGAAGGCAUGCCACUGGGUGUCCACCUGCCUUUUGUGGGCUACUCCUACUCGUACAUGGCCCUCAGAGAUAAUGAGAUCCCAGACUCCAUACCCAUGGAACUGGAGGAGGCCCAGCAGUUGCCUGAGCCACAGGUGCGAAUGCCUAGCGAGGAGCCCACCCUGCCCCCUGCAGUGUCCCCACCCCAGGAACUGGCUGAAGCGGCCCUGUCUGUGGCUGCCCCUGCGGCUGUGGCCGAGUCCGAGAGCGAGGUGACACUGCGAGAGCUCCAGGAGGCCCUGGAGAAGGAGGUGCUCACGCGGCAGAGCCUGAGCCGCGAGCUGGAGGCCAUCCGAACGGCCAACCAGAACUUUGCCAGUCAAUUGCAGGAAGCCGAGGCUCAGAACCGGGAGCUGGAGGCGCGCGUGCGGCAACUGCAGGAGCGGAUGGAGCUGCUACAGGCCCAGGGAGCCACAGCUGUCACGGGGGUCCCCAGUCCCCGGGCCACGGAUCCACCUUCCCAUCUAGAUGGCCCCCCGGCCGUGGCUCUGGGCCAGUGCCCGCUGGUGGGGCCGGGCCCCCUGCACCGCCGCCACCUGCUGUUCCCUGCCCGGGUCCCUAGGCCUGGCCUACCGGAGGCGCGUGGCCUGCUCCUGCUCGCCGCUGCUGUGGCUUGUGCCGCCGCCCUGGGCCGCACUGGGUUGGUGGCCCGCACCAGCCUUCUCGCCCCCAUCUGGCUUCCCCCGGGAGCCUCCUUCGCCCCCUGAGCCCUAGAGCCCCAGACAAGCCCCCCCGCCCCACAUUUGGGCCAAUGCACAGCCCUGAAGCGUCCACACAGCAGCCCGUCUGGGUCUUGGCCCAGCUCCGAUCCUGUGAUCCGUGCCCGCCCCCUGGCGGCCGGGGAGGGAGGAGCCGUGGCUGUGGGAGGAGCACCGGGCUCUGGGGCGGGGUU
Messenger RNA from Dipodomys ordii (Ord's kangaroo rat), 2205 nucleotides. It is a transcript of the gene Dmpk, whose product is annotated as dystrophia myotonica-protein kinase. The transcript has 15 exons. Gene Ontology annotation, biological process: actomyosin structure organization; peptidyl-threonine phosphorylation. Gene Ontology annotation, molecular function: ATP binding; protein serine/threonine kinase activity. Lineage: Eukaryota; Metazoa; Chordata; Mammalia; Rodentia; Heteromyidae. Gene Ontology annotation, cellular component: cytoplasm; cytoskeleton. The record is from RefSeq and is a predicted model, not a curated record. Bases 110 to 2020 code for a protein of 636 amino acids.